Messenger RNA from Varroa destructor (honeybee mite), 1487 nucleotides. RefSeq lists its product as uncharacterized. NCBI's taxonomy places the organism in Eukaryota, Metazoa, Arthropoda, Arachnida, Mesostigmata, Varroidae. Gene Ontology annotation, molecular function: protein binding. The record is from RefSeq and is a predicted model, not a curated record.
AUCUAUCCUCCCAACUUUUCGACCUUCACCUGAAAGGCUGCUCAUUGAAUAUUUACCAGAUCCUGGUCUUUUUAUUCCACAUCGUCGUCCGCCGUUAGUCAUCCCGGAUCCUGUAGUAGAGCAAAUUCUACAAUAUCUGACAUACCAGGACUUGCUGAAUCUUGAACAAGUUCAUAGCGCCAUUCAAUCUGAGGCACGUUCCAACUGGGCAUGGCGUCCACACUGUAUUGAUUUUAACGUAACUACUCUGCCGCAUUAUAUUUCGCCGAACCGACGGGACGCGUGGCGACAAGCGUUCGAAUACGAAAUUCUUAGGCCAGCUCAAAACUGGGUACGUAACAGGGCUUCUUCACGCAAGGUUAUCGAAGCUCAUCCGUACGCCUUCUUGGAAACGCUAACCUUAGCUGGUAACAGAGCGAUUUCCACUGGUGACGACGGUUCGAUAACUUUUUGGGAUAGUGACACCGGCGAAUCUAUUAGUCACUUUGAUAUGGACGUCAACGAUGACGGCAACUACUGUCAACUCAUACAUGUUUUCGGACGUCGAGUUCUCACAGGCAGUCGUUCCGGGGAAAUAAUGGAAUGGGACCUGAAUACAGGGAUGCCUGUCAAUAGGAUCCCGAGCCCCGUUGCUGGAAACAUUCGCAGUUUUGCCAUCUAUAAAAAUUGGGCCGCCUACUUGGAUGAAGUUGGCGAUCUUCAUUUAUGUGACCUGACAGACGAAGGACGAGGGCAAAGGCUAUGGGUAGGCCUCGAUGCCGUGAACGUUCUUCUCAACUCUAGAAGCGUUGUAGUUCACAGGGCAAACGGUUGGGUUCUAGGCGUAUCCUUGCAAGACUACGCGAUAACACAAUUUGUUGGUGCCUAUCAAACGAGGCCAUUGGAGGUCCUCUUGGACGACAUUUAUUUAGUCUUAGCCGAUCAAAAUCAAAUGCGAGUGUGGAACGCGCAAACCGGCGCAAUUAUUCGCGUAUAUGUACUCUUCCAGUUUCCAUUUAUCACCGAUCGCGGAGGACACCAAACGUUCCUCCACCACAUGUACAAAGGUUGGGUCGCGGUUAGCAACUCGGACAUGCUUUGGCUGUUCGACCUCGGCAACGACAGGCUUGUCCUCAGAGUAGCACGCGGUGCCAGCACCGUGCAGUCCGCUAGAGUUGGCGACUUGUUUCUCGUUGUUGGGGACAAAAUGGGUUACGUAAGAUUAUACAAUCGUGACACUGGAGCCUUCCUCUGCAACCUAUGCUCUCCACCCGAGCCAGAGUGCGUGUACAAGAUUCGGAUCGACAACAAACGACUGCUGGUGGGAGGACUUAGGAACGGAGUGUCAACACUAAUGUUCGUUAACUUCGCGGAUUCGCAGCCACCUCCACUAUCGUUACUGGUGGACCCAAGUGAUUUUGAAGAAACUACUGAUGAAAGACAAAAUUAAUUGACCCGAGCUAUCAAUCAAGCUACCCAAUAAACUUAUUAUUAGUUAUUUGAUUUUA